Messenger RNA from Toxoplasma gondii ME49, 1675 nucleotides. RefSeq lists its product as hypothetical. The transcript has 2 exons. Lineage: Eukaryota; Apicomplexa; Conoidasida; Eucoccidiorida; Sarcocystidae. The coding region runs from base 729 to 1049 and encodes 106 amino acids. The record is from RefSeq and is a predicted model, not a curated record.
UUGGUGAGAGAAGCAACGCAAGCGUUCGAACGGCUCUCGUUCUGUCUCAGUGUCGGCCGCGUGUUUGAACGGCCUUGCGCGCCGCUGCAUUUUCUGGUCACGAGGAGGGAGUUCUCUAGGAGAGAGUCGCGAAAGCGAUCCCCAAACAGUCCGCGUACUUUUUUUCGUAGCACGCACCAUCCUGUGGCUUCCGUUCUGUCCGCAAACGCCCUGGCGUGUCUGCUGGGCUCGCGCUCCACCCCGCUCCUCUGCUGCAGAAGUUUUCCUCGGCCUAGUUGCUGUUCCUCUCUUUCCAAUUCCGUCCCCGCACUGUCUCCGUGGACUGCAGCCUCGUUCUGUUCUUCUCAGCUUGUGGUUUUCUUAGCCCUGACCGAACGUGGAGAAGAGCGUCUCGCCUGCUUUUCAGCUUUUUCGUCUCUGGGGCUCCUUCCCGGUUUUCCUCACCACUGCGCUCUGUUGCUGGUAGACAGAUUUCCUCUUCACCAACAGAACGGCGAGACUCUCUUGUUUCUUUUCUUUCUUCACCUGUCUUCCCUCUUCAAGUCUGUUCGCUUCUUCUCUGUCUUUCAGUCUCCUCUGCCGGGGAAGUCGGCCCCCGCCUGAGCUCCACUGUCCUCUUCCUGUGCUUCGUGGCACCCUUCAGAGCUCCUCUCGUCCUCUCUCAGUCGUCUUUCUCCUCGUUUGUCUCGUCUUCCAUCCUCCCUUUUCUCUUUCUGCGUGUCCAAAACAUGUCGUUUCUCUCCUCGGCGGCCGGUCCCCAGAGACAGCGGCGAGUCUCUGCCGUUCCCGCGACGCGCAAGAGUCUCCUUCGAUUUUCUUCUCUGUUCCUCCUCUGCCUUCUCUCCCUCUCCUCCGUCUCUGCUCAAGACACCGAGGCAGGCCCGACCGCGGAACCGACAUUCAAAUAUGUCACUUCUACGAUGCUCUCGCAAGUUGUUGUCAUCUUCCUGAUCGCCGUCACGGCCGCUGUCGGCGUCUCCUGUCUCUCCAACAUCGACGUACCGGAGAUCUACUCGAAUCGUCCUCUUGACAUCAACAAGGAGUACUGAAGAACCUCCCGCGUCCAAACACUGCCCGGAACCGAAGACGUCCACCGGUCCACACCGCGCCACAGACCACUGCGUCCCUCAGUGUAUGGACACUCGCGCCGGGAGGUUCAGACCUCGUUCAUGUGAGCAUCUGCACAAGCGUCUGUCUGCGCAUGUGAGUGUGUGUGGGGGGGUCGUUGAUGUCGAGGUGUAGCGCAUACGUUUCGCAGGUGCGAAGAUGGACAAGUAACGCAAAACGGAUUUUCUGGAGAUCCGGUGUCGAGCGGGGAGGCGGGAGGGGAGGGGAGACGCCGUGUUUCGGCAGUCUGGCGAGGGCUUGCCUUCCUCGAAGAGAGGAACCGGUUUGAGGCGGACGGCUUUUGCAGACGCGAACACAACGGUGGAAUCGACGUGGACAGUUCGGAGCGAGAAAGUCAGCGAGUCGAGUGUUUAUACGAACGACCUGUCUCUCCCCGAAGGAAAGGAAAGAAGGGAGUCACGCGACAGGACAACUUUUUUUCGCUUGAGAUUCGCGGCACUGGAAAAGUGCAACUGCUAGCGGUUCCCUGCCAAGAAGUCCAACUGAGCUGACGCGUGGAAAAAAACCAUUUUGACGGCUUCGCGUCUCUUGGCGCUCUUCCAUCUCG